ACUCAGCUCUAAGCAGCCGAUCCUAGAUGGCUAUCAGCUUGGAAGUUUACCAUGCAGUGUGACGGGUACAAAAGUACCAGCUGGCCCGCCCCAGUCGCCAUACUUCCACCUCGUCUUUCCUCCGUCACUCUCAGGGUUGAAGCAUACCAAAAAGUUGCAGGCGGUUAACGACAUCGAACCCCCACACUGUUUGUCAAAGGCGAAACAUUUCCACGAUCACAAUGGCAGACAAAGCACCUGGUGUCCCCGCUGCGGCUUCGAGCUCCGAGUGGUCUCAUUCAUUCUGGGCUUGCUGCUCGCCUGUUGAUAAAUGCUUGUGCGCCUGUCUGCUUCCAUGCUGUCUCUUCGGUCGAACUCAAUCUCGCUUGCAAAACCCGGCUGAGAAGCCUUCAAGUUUCAAUGGCAUGUGCUGCGGAUGGUGCUGUCUUUCCAUGGUCGGCUGUUCCUGUAUCCUACAGGGCCUGCAACGAGGCAGAAUGAGAGAUCAGUACGGCAUCAACGGUUCUACUUUUAUGGAUUUCUUUGCAUCGUGCUGCUGCCCUUGCUGUGGCUUGUUGCAAGAGGAAAAGGAAGCUGUUGCAAGAAUAGAAUCGUCGGGUUAUCAGCCGCCACAGGGAAUGGUAUACUCUUAGGGCCUCACGCCUGCGGCGGAGCCUCCAUCGAUGGCUUGGUCUGAAAAAUGGUCCGUUGCUAGGGAUUGAAACGGCUCUGACCAUAGAUCAAACGAGCUACAUGGAUCACCCAAAGCGGUCCGUCUUAAAGUGAAGUUUCUUUUGGGUUCUUAGACACUUUUUUUGUGUGUCUCGAUUUGUGCAUGAUACCAGAUCUAUAAUUACUUUCGUUUAAUUUUGCUCUGUUUAAUGAAGAGGUUGGUGCCAGUCGCGAGUUCUUUUGAGGAACUUGAAUCUCUAGCCUCAUGCAUAUUAAUAAAUUUGAGACUAUUAUGCCCCCAUGCAAGGACGAGGAUGUUCUGGUGAUAACGGUCCAUCAUUUUGGGGAAGUCCACCAAUUUUGAA
Molecule: messenger RNA, 1016 nt
Organism: Coccidioides immitis RS
Lineage: Eukaryota; Fungi; Ascomycota; Eurotiomycetes; Onygenales; Onygenaceae
Exons: 3
Coding region: 222-632 (136 amino acids)
Source: RefSeq, a predicted model, not a curated record